GGGGAGGCCGCGCAGCCCCGGGCCGCGGGGCUCAGCAACCACCUGCCGGCGGCGGAGGAGGAGGCGGCUCCCGCGAACGGCCGCGAGGAGGACGGCGAGGCGUCCGCGGAGGGCGCCCGGGGCCGCGAGCACGACAUCACGCUCUUCGUGAAGGCCGGCUGUGACGGGGAGAGCAUCGGGAACUGCCCCUUCUCUCAGCGCCUCUUCAUGAUCCUCUGGCUAAAGGGCGUCAUGUUUAAUGUGACAACGGUGGACCUGAAAAGGAAACCCACGGACCUGCAGAACCUCGCCCCCGGGACCAACCCGCCCUUCAUGACCUUCGACGGGGAGGUCAAGACGGACGUGAACAAGAUCGAGGAGUUUCUGGAGGAGCGCCUGGCCCCCCCGAGGUACCCCAAGCUGGGGACCCGGCACCCCGAGUCCAACUCCGCUGGGGACGACGUGUUUGCCAAGUUCUCCGCCUUCAUCAAGAACACCAGGGAGGACGCGCACGAGAGCCAUGAGCGGAGCCUGCUGCGGGCGCUGCGGCGGCUGGACGACUACCUGAACUGCCCGCUGCCCGCCGAGGGCGAGGCCGACGGCGAGGACGCGGCCGUGUCCGGCCGGAAGUUCCUGGACGGGGACCAGCUCACACUGGCCGACUGCAACCUGCUCCCCAAGCUGCACAUCCUCAAGAUCGUGGCCAAGCGGUACCGGGGCUUUGAAAUCCCCUCCGACAUGACCGGCAUCGCCAGGUACCUGAGCAACGCCUACGCCCGGGACGAGUUCACCAACACGUGCCCGGCCGACCGGGAGAUCGAGCAGGCCUACUCGGCCGUGGCCAAGAGGAGGAAGUGAGGGGCGGGCCCGGCGCGGGGCGGGGCUCCGACAGCC
Messenger RNA from Pipistrellus kuhlii (Kuhl's pipistrelle), 873 nucleotides. RefSeq names its product chloride intracellular channel 6 (gene CLIC6). Bases 208 to 837 code for a protein of 209 amino acids. Gene Ontology annotation, molecular function: D4 dopamine receptor binding; D2 dopamine receptor binding; D3 dopamine receptor binding. Gene Ontology annotation, cellular component: plasma membrane. The transcript is spliced from 6 exons. NCBI's taxonomy places the organism in Eukaryota, Metazoa, Chordata, Mammalia, Chiroptera, Vespertilionidae. The record is from RefSeq and is a predicted model, not a curated record.